AGUGUGACGGAACUAUCGAAAUUCAAGUUGAAGCUUAAAUUUGAAUCCAGUCUUUCGUGCAAUUGCCUAGCAAUGUACGAAGAAGAUCUUUCUUUAACAGAGUUAGACUACGACGUGUUUUUGGAAUUGGAGCACGAAUUAAAUAAAGACUUUGCAUGGAGAACAGUAGCAAAGUACUUGGUAGAAAAUUCCUCAGCAAACAAUCUAUCAUCUACAUUUAGCGAUCGAUGGAUUCAUAGGCUAGAAACAAACAUUAGAGCAUCGCCAGCAAAAACUUUAUUAAUGGACUUGGAAAAUGGAUUUCAAGUUGGACAAUUAUGUAAAAUUCUUGAAGAUUGCAAACUGAAUGAUGCACUGUAUAUUCUUCACGGACCGGUUGACCUGGAAAUCAUUGAACAGCCAAAUGCAAAUGGACGAUCAUACAAACUUGCAAUAGGUGACACAUUAAAAAUUGUCUGUAAAGCAAGCGGCUUGCCAGUCCCAAAAUUCCAGUGGUUUCAUGGAAACAUUGAGUUGCAGAAUGAGAAAUCAAGCACUCUUAGCAUACUUAUAACUAAUUUUGAUCAGGAAGGUGAAUAUCGGUGCAAAGUUGAACAAUACACCAGGAACGGUAUGCUUCUCCGAGAAAAAUCUUCAGAACACGUCUCUCUUUCAAUAAAACCCAUUCCUCCAGAAAUAACAUUACAUCCGUUAUCUGCCGAAGUAAAGAUAAAUGAAGACCAUACCCUGAGUUGUCAGGUAAAACCUGACCCAACUCUGAAGUAUCAGUGGUAUAAGGAUAACGAGUUACUGAAGGAAAAGACGCAGAACACUUUACAGUUGAUUAAUUUUCAAUCCCAAAAUGAAGGAAAAUAUCGUUGUGUGGUAUCAAAUGGAUGCGGUUUGUCAACUCCUACAGCAUGGAGUACAUUAACGGUACAGCACCCAACCGAGAAAGCUUUGUAUAAAAUUGCAUUGCUCAUCGGUAACUGCCAGUAUGAAAGUCAUAAUAAAUUGUAUAAGCCUGUGGCUGACGUGGAAGAGAUAAAAAAACAGCUGAAAAAAAUAGACUUUCACGUUGAAUGCCUACGGGAUGCAACUUUAGCUGAGAUGAAAGAUGCCAUCAAAAAAUUCUCUAAAAAAUUGAAAGAGGGUGUAUAUGGGUUUUUCAUGUUUGCUGGUCAUGGGUUUGAGUUGCAUGAACCUUUCUUGAUGCCUAUUGAUACCCCUGAAUUAUACCUCACGAAAGACGCUAUUUCGAAAGAUGAAAUUUUGCAAUGUGCACUUGCCCGCAACCCUGCACUCCUAGUUGUUGUACUCGAUAUGUGCCUGACAACACCAGACAAAAAGUCAAACAAAGCUAUUUAUGACGAAAAACCUGAAAUAAUUAAAUACAAAUGCAAUGAUAAUCUGCUAGUAGCAUAUUCUACGUGUAAGUAUCAUAAAAGCUUUGAAUCAAAGAAAACACCCUUGGGAAUUUAUACGACAGAGUUGACGAAACACAUUACUGAGAGGAUACCAGUUAAAGUAUUGUUUGAUCGAGUUCGAUCAUCUGUUCGUCAGUACAACCGUAAACAGACCAACGAGCAAAUGCCAGCGGUGGAGUGCGUUUUGUCAAAACGAUAUUGUUUAACAGAUCCAGUGAUAACAACCCGUUUCCAACAUGUGUUAAAUCUAAAAUAAGUAAUAUCUCCCUAAUCGUUUCACU
Diprion similis is the source of this 1687-nucleotide messenger RNA. Its product is annotated as mucosa-associated lymphoid tissue lymphoma translocation protein 1-like. NCBI's taxonomy places the organism in Eukaryota, Metazoa, Arthropoda, Insecta, Hymenoptera, Diprionidae. The transcript is spliced from 9 exons. Bases 73 to 1662 code for a protein of 529 amino acids. The record is from RefSeq and is a predicted model, not a curated record. Gene Ontology annotation, biological process: proteolysis. Gene Ontology annotation, molecular function: cysteine-type endopeptidase activity.